AUGGAGGACUGUAAGCCCGUAUGCACCCCCGUCGAAUGCGAAAUCAAGUUGUCGAAGAAUGAUGAAGGUGAAAAGGUAAAUCCAACACUUUUUAAGAGUCUUGUUGGGAGUCUAAGAUAUUUGACGUGCACAAGACCAGAUAUCCUUUUUGGAGUUGGGCUCAUUAGUCGCUAUAUGGAGACACCUACCAUGACCCAUAUGAAAACUGCAAAGAGAAUUCUUCGCUACAUCAAAUGUACGCUUGAUUAUGGCUUAGUCUAUUCAUCAUCUAAUGAGUUCAAACUUGUUGGAUAUAGUCACAGCGAUUGGGGCAGAGAUAGUGAUGAUAGAAAGAGUACGACUGGGUACGUGUUUUACUUGGGCGACACAGCUUUCACUUGGAGCUCAAAGAAGCAAUCGAUCGUAACACUAUCUACAUGUGAAGCUGAAUAUGUUGCACCUACAUCAAGUGUUUGCCAUGCGAUUUGGCUUAGAAACUUGUUGAAGACGCUUGGAGUAUCACAAAAAGAGCCAAUCGAACAAAUCGGCAUUAGCAAUGGCAAAGAACCCAGUAUUCCAUGA
Molecule: messenger RNA, 561 nt
Organism: Olea europaea var. sylvestris
Lineage: Eukaryota; Viridiplantae; Streptophyta; Magnoliopsida; Lamiales; Oleaceae
Exons: 1
Coding region: 1-561 (186 amino acids)
Source: RefSeq, a predicted model, not a curated record